Molecule: messenger RNA, 1917 nt
Organism: Tremella mesenterica DSM 1558
Lineage: Eukaryota; Fungi; Basidiomycota; Tremellomycetes; Tremellales; Tremellaceae
Exons: 7
Coding region: 221-1843 (540 amino acids)
Cellular component (GO): cytoplasm
Molecular function (GO): flavin adenine dinucleotide binding; electron-transferring-flavoprotein dehydrogenase activity
Source: RefSeq, a predicted model, not a curated record
UCGUUCUCCCAAGUCGAAAUCUUGAAAAAAUGUCUAUAUAAUAGCUGAUCAUGUCUUCUCUGCAUCUGCAUAACGCAGGAAAGCGUAGUAUAUCAAAACGUUCAAUACUUUCUACUUGAUCAACUUUACCCGUCAGAGGGUUGAGGUAGGGUUGAGAAGAAUACUCGGAUCUUCAUUUGGACAAACUCUUACCUCAAGCUCGUCAUUUCGUCAUAGUUCAAUGUCAUCACUUUAUUCCACGCCUCUUGGCGUUGCUUCGAAUAUCGAGAACGACCCUGGGUUAUCGGGUCAAGUGAAAGGUAUGAUUGAGAAUGAUAAAGAUGAACGGACGAGAACUGUAGUGGUCCUAGGUGCUAGUUAUGGUGGUGGAUGGGCAGCUUCGUUAUUAUCGGAAAAAUUACCUAUCGGUUGGAAAGUCGUGGUUAUCGAUAGGAAUUCACAUAUGAAUCAUAUAUACACAUUCCCAAGAUUCUCCAUAAUACCCAAACAUGCACCAAAAGGUUUCAUACCAUAUACCAACCUUCUUCGUCCCGGAUUAGCUCCUCAACCUCUCUCCGAACCAUCAUCAAAAACCCCACCGGAAGAUGUUCAAGAUUAUACGAACGAUAUUCGCUUAGAAGAAGUUGAUCAAAAGGAGGGAAAAGAUGGACACCAAGAUGAACGUAUACAAGGUCUUAUAACUUCUCUUCGACCUCAUGAAGUCACUUUCAUUCGACGUCAACCCACUUUGUCCACCCAGGAUAGAGAAGGGAUGGGUGAUUGGGAUGGACCGGAAGAAACGAUAAGUUUCAAUUAUUGUAUUUACGCUUUGGGUAGUGGAAUGCCUGAUCCUGUGAAUGUAUGGAGUGAACAUGAGGGGAGUGUCAAAGAGGCUGGAAAGAAAGAUUUGGGGAUUGGAAGUAAAUGGGGUGGAGUUAAAUGGUUGGAAGAGAAAUCGAAAAUGUUCGAGGAAGCUGAUACAAUCUUGGUUGUUGGUGGUGGAGCUUUAGGGAUACAAUUCGCAACAGACCUCAAAGAUCUAUAUCCUCAAAAACGUAUAACCCUCCUUCAUUCUCGUACCCGUCUCUUACCUCUUUACCCGCUCCGAACUCAUUUAGCCAUAAUCGACGCUUUGAAAAGACUUGGUGUGGAAGUCGUGCUCGGUGAAAGGGUCAUGACGUGGCCUGAGGAUCCAGAAAAAUUGGAAGGGAAAAAGAAAAGGGUGAUGACGGAUAAAGGGAGAGUUUUUGAAGCUGAUAUAGUGCUCGCAUGCACAGGUACUCAUCCUCAUGUAUCUUUCCUCGCUGCAUUAUCACCUUCUUCCAUCUCUCCCCUCAACUCUCGGAUCCGAGUUUAUCCAACUCUUCAAGUAGCUAAAGGACCAAUUCGACUUUCUUCCGAAUCAACAACUCCCAACACCUCUUCAUCUGCAAUUGACGAUGCCAUCCAAGAAGGAAUCCACAGUACGGACCAAACUGAACUUGGUGGAAGGAAUGAUAAACAUAUCGAUGCCACAACUCAACAUCACUCAAACACUCCCGACCUAUCACAUAUAUUCGCCAUUGGUGAUUGUGCAGACACGGGUGCUAUCCAAGCUGGUCAUACUGCAUAUUGGCAAGCCGAUGUGGCGGUCCGAAACAUUUUACGUCUCAUACAAGCUGAAGAGAAAAUUGAGGAUAUUGAUUCGGUAGAAUUAGAAAAGUACGUUUCGGGACCAAGAGGGAUUAAAGUUUCUUUAGGUAUGAAAGAAGUUGUGAUUGCUAUUGGGGAAGAAGUGACGGUAUCGAAUGACGGAGCUGAAGAUUUGAAAGCUUUGAGCAUGUGGCCAUUGUUCGGUGCAGAAGGAUUAGAUGUUGAUUCUUGAUCAUAUAUUACAUACAAGCAAAUUAUCUAAAAUGAAAAUUCUAUCAUAGCAAAAUGUGCAUAAAGAUGAAUUAU